AGACGUUAAAGCGUCUGCACCAAGUACGUUAUAUGUUAUGAGUGGUAACUGCGUUCGUUUAUCAGUUCAUGCCUUCUGCUAUAUAGCUGGAUUGUCUGUCGCUGAUGGCGGCUCUGACCAUAAUGGAAACGAGCCCCACCGCUUUCCUUGCUGUCCGAUAUUCACCCAGUGCGUCCCCAUAAUCCCUUUUUGUUUGCCUAACCCAAGUGUGUAUGUAGCGGCCGCGAUAUGCUUGAUGAUCUGGGACCAUCUCCUCACCGUCGAUCAGGAAGUAGACGCGAUAUGGAUCUCCCGUAACAAAGGAUGCCUUCCCAAAGUCAUUUAUGUUCUGAACCGUUAUUUUGCGGAAGGAGUGCUCUUUCUCUUUCCUGCCAGCUGCACUCGGGUGCUAUGGCUUUUCACUAUGUCAUCAACAGUGAUGGUCGGGUUGCUUCAAUUCAUCAUCGCAAUGCGGGUAUACAGGUCAUGGGAUAACCAAAAGAGAGCUGGUUACAUUCUUCUCGUGGCGUUGUCUGUUUGCAUCAGUGUUGCGUUCAUUCUUGCCGUUAUCACUGUCAUCAUUCUCUUGAAGUCGAAAGCGGUACUUUACCUAGGACAACGACUAGGAAACGUGUGCUACAUCCUUGAUGAUUUGCCGCGGACUGUACCUGCUCUUCUCGCGACACUGCUCGCGUUCGACAUAUUAAUCGUCUUAAUGGUUCUGUACAGGGCGCUCGAGAAACCUAGGCGAACCCAUAUCGAAGCGAUCAACUCCUUCCAUCGUGAUGGUGCCCGUCUUUACUUGGUGCAUAUUUAUAGCGCAGCUUGGGCGUUAAACACUAAUAUAGGCUGUCGUGUGCAUCUCCGUGUGGAAGGACUCAAAUUCCUCGUGGGCAGCGAGGUGCCCUUGCUCUUAUACAGGAACGCUGAUGACUUUGAACUUUAUUACCGGUGACGAAACGCUUACGAUUGAACUUUUUAUGUAGUAGUACCCAUUACCACUGUUUUAACCAUCUACAUACGGCUAAUACUUCUGUUCCGUGAGUUAAGAGAGCGAUCCAACAGUGGCUUACUAGAUUUUGUCGAUGACGUGGAUGACAUGGGUCAUAAGUCUGGGGACUUCGCGUGAAAGGGGCUUAAAAUCACCGAGAUCGACGAUUGUUGAACCCACCCAUAAACUCGUAGAUUAUGACGAAGUUGGGAAAUCACAUUCUUCAUAAAACAGUAAAAGUAAAAGACGCGUCAAUAUUACAUAACUUGUCAAAACCAGGUUUUGCGAACUUCAAAACGAGUUUAUGGCGGUUUAUGGUUGUUCCCCAAAAGUCUCGUUAUGCCAACAUUUUAAAUGAUCCCUUUCACAGCUUGACAAUCAGGGGCCUUUCGGUGGAUGAUGAAGAAACACUCGGACUUUGUCCUACGCCGGGUUUUGGGAACGUC
Desarmillaria tabescens is the source of this 1416-nucleotide messenger RNA. RefSeq lists its product as uncharacterized. Lineage: Eukaryota; Fungi; Basidiomycota; Agaricomycetes; Agaricales; Physalacriaceae. Bases 38 to 934 code for a protein of 298 amino acids. The record is from RefSeq and is a predicted model, not a curated record. The transcript has 6 exons.